CAAAAAAUAACACUAACUUACUUUGCAUUACAAUCGGAAACGACCAAUCACGUGCCAGGUAAACGUUUCAGAAAUAAACUCUGAAAUCACUUCAAUGUUUUCAAUUUCAUGAUCUGGUGCAUAGUUUAGGAAAAUACAAAUUAUAUUAAAAGCUAGUUGGAUUUUCCUGCCAACAAGAUAAACUUCUCGUACCUAGCGAAUUUUAAAUUUUAUUAGAAUUUGGCAUCACUGCUCUCCAGCAUUCCUUAACACUUUGCUUAGCGUUUCCUUCGAGUUCAAGAAGAUUGUCCGCACGUGUGCCUGUCCACCCGCUCUUCUCGCCCUUAUUGAAUCCUUCUCCAUCGCAAUCACGCACUCCUUCCAAUCAUAUUCCGAUGAUUCGACGAUUCCUUUCCGUCCAUUCAGCCACCGCCGUGGUGCGUGUACCCUAGCUCUACCGAAUGCAUGUGAGCGUGUAUCGACGGUCAGCAGUGUGCACACCCACCCCCAACAUCAACUUCUCUACCUUAGCUUGUAUCUCCACAACGACGACGACGACGACGAAGCAGAGAAUGUGUGUGAGUGCGGCGCCUCCGGACCAAGUGUAGCGUUAACUUCUAUGUUGUAAAAUUGUGAUGCAGUUAUUAAACAACUUUCGUCACAUGCAUGAAUUUCUUCCUUUCAACGCACAGCAGCAGCAGCAGGACGCGACGCGACGGCUAAAGGCUUCAUCCUUACGCGCGGCACCGUCAUUUCUUCGCCAACUUUCGUGGAAGAAAAGUGCGUGAAUUGUUCGAGAGUCCGCGCGCCGUUCUGAGGUCCCUUUUCCACCGAGGAGGGGACCACCCCCGUCGCAGUUACACACACAUCCCAUCUCGUUAGCUAACCAGAAAAAAAGAAAAAAAUCUGUUUUCGGCAUUUUUUUGGCAUUUCGUGAUACCAUUGCUUUUUGGCUUUAAAUAUCUUAGUUCAGUCAAAAGAAAAAGAAAAAAAUCAAGUGCAAUAAGAUAAGUGCUUUCUAAAAAAAAAUUCAAAAUUUUCCCUUCGAUCGAACAGCUACCGACUACCGUGCGGCUCCAUUCGCCAUUCAAACACACACACGCGCCAGAAGCGAAGCGAAAGAGAACAAAUCAACCAGUGCGAAAUUGUGAUAAUUGAGCAAAAGAGCAAAAUGUUUUCGAUUGAAUCAAUUUUAAAGUCUCAAAUCUCCCAGAGAGUCAGAAUGCAGAUUCAGCACGUACGGGACCUGUGUGCCGUGCCGGGAGCGGCCGCCGAGCUCAACUGCACCGGUGAUAUCCUGUCGGUGCAGAACCUGCUGCCGCAGUUGGCCCCACCGGAGAACAAACCGCACCAGUGCCAGCAGUGUCUGAAGAGUUUCUCCUCCAACCAUCAGCUGGUGCAGCACAUCCGGGUUCACACCGGCGAGAAACCGUACAAAUGUUCCUACUGUGAUCGCAAGUUCAAGCAGCUGUCGCACGUCCAGCAGCACACCCGGCUGCAUACCGGUGAACGCCCGUACAAAUGCCACCUGCCGGACUGCGGUCGUGCGUUCAUUCAGCUGUCGAACCUGCAGCAGCACUUGCGCAACCACGAUGCCCAAGUCGAGCGGGCCAAGAGCCGACCGUUCCAUUGCAAUCUGUGCGGUAAAGGAUUCGCCACCGAGUCCAGCCUACGAACGCACACUUCCAAGGAACUUCAACUACAUCUCGGUGUUCUGCAGCAACAUGCUGCUUUGAUUAGCAACUCGAACAGCGUGACGUGCAAUGUCUGUAGCAAGAUCUUCCUGGGCGUGGACGCCCUCAACGAACACAUCAAGUACUCGCACAAAGAAGUGGCUGUGAAGCGAAGAGUAGCGAACCAUCCGUGUCCGAUGUGCGGUAAGCACUACGUCAACGAGGGCUGCCUGCGGAAGCACCUGUUGACGCAUCCACGAACGGCCGGAGCCGGGCCUCCCUUCCGCUCCAAUCUACAGAUGUGGCCCUGCUCGGUGUGCCAGGCUGUGUUCACUCACGAAUCCGGUCUCAUCACCCACAUCGAGCACAUGAAGAUGGAUCCGAAGCACCAGUUUGCCGCCCAGUACAUGUUCACCAAAGCGGUCGUUGAGCAGCGCGAGAAGGAAUCCAAUGCGCUCGGGUUGGGAAGCAGCGGUUCGCAUCCGAUGAUUUCGGUGAAGGAGCUGACGCAGAAUAGUAUUUCACCGUUGAACUAUUCGGAGAACUCGUCGACUAUGGGAUCGGAAAAGAAUGGCGAAGGUGGCGGAGGUGGUGGCGGAGGAGGUGGACCCGGAAGCUUUGAGAAUCAUCGGUUAACGAAUGCGGCGGCAGCUGCGGCUGCCGUUGCCAGCGGUCACGGCAAUCCGUUCGGGAUGGUACCCGGUGAUAACAACAACAGUCAGUUUUCGCGUAUGAUGAUGCUACAGGAGCCGAAGUUCGACCCGGAUUUGAUGUUACCGACGGAUGGGACUUCGUCCGCCGUACAGGCAGCAGUCGUCAACUUGGCUACGGCGAUGCGCAUAGGACAAAGCUUCAAAAACAAUUCGAUCCACGGGGAUCACCUUGGCCAACCGAGCAUGGGACCGCUGAAGAAGAAGAGCAAUUUUAUCAAUUUUAACGAAAUGAAGUACCCACUGGCGAAUCGACAGAACUACUCAUCGGUCGAUUCGCCGGUUGGUGCCGGCGGUGGAGGUGGUCUCGGUUCGGGUCCGAACCCCUGCGGUCCAUCGUCCGAGACGGCCAUCCGAAUUCAGCAGGCGGAAGCGAUUUUAAGAUCUCAAGCGGAAGCGGCUCUUCGGCUGGCCGUUUCACAGGCUCAAGCCGUAGUGUCCUCCAAUGCCGGAGGAGGAGGUGGCGGCGGUGGUGGGCAUGUUAGCAGCCACAUAGGACACUUGGGGAAUCACCCGUUGAUGGGCAGGUGCAAUGAUGAGAAUCGAUCAAACGAAAAUUGUCCCCCCUUUGAUCCGCACGGGGAUCAACUGAGGGCGGUCAUGAGAGAACAUCACGCUCACCAACAGCAGCUGCAACAGCAGCACCAGCAGCAACUUCAGCAACAGCAACAACAGCAACAGCAGCAGCAAAAUAACGAUGAGUGCCAUCAAUACUCGCAGAGUCCGGUGCCGAGGAACGGGCUGGACCUUACCGACGAGUUCCUAAAAAGUGAAAACGUACUGAAAGGGUGAGAGUAGAUGUAAAUUUUGAUGCCAUAUUAUAUUUAAUUUAAAUCAAUACAAAUCAAUGGGACGAAGAGGAGACAAGCGGCAAAUACGGUGCAAGAGUUAGUAGAGGAAUUAGGUACGAGAAGGUGGAAUAGGGGGAGGGGGAUGGGAUGAGAAGGUUCGAAGGAACAGAGGAUAACCGAAAACCUACACAUUUGAUUAUUAUACGAUAAUCUGGGACUUGAAUGUGUGAAUCAAUAACUAAAUGAUAAAAUAAUAAAAACUGAUGCAUUAUGCCAUAUUAUAAAGUA
Molecule: messenger RNA, 3441 nt
Organism: Topomyia yanbarensis
Lineage: Eukaryota; Metazoa; Arthropoda; Insecta; Diptera; Culicidae
Gene: dati
Product: zinc finger and BTB domain-containing protein 24
Exons: 6
Coding region: 1151-3154 (667 amino acids)
Biological process (GO): regulation of DNA-templated transcription
Molecular function (GO): RNA polymerase II cis-regulatory region sequence-specific DNA binding; DNA-binding transcription factor activity, RNA polymerase II-specific
Source: RefSeq, a predicted model, not a curated record